CAAAUAAAAUAAAUGCUGGCUUAAAUAAUUAUACGAUAGUUUUAUCACGAAAAUGGAUACAAUGUAAUAGAAAUAUUCACAUUUUUAAUAAAAAUAACAGUGCAUGGUUAAUUAGAAAUAUUUAAACAAGAAAUAUUUAAAGCACGGAAAAAUGUGAUUCAGAACAAUUUUUGUUCAGAGAUGGGCUUAUUAGUUGAUGUGGUAUUGCAAGGACACGGGACGACAAAUGAUGGAAAUACUGCUAGGACAUUUUUCAGAAAUGCAGAGAAAUCGGCAGAGAUCACAGGAGUUAAUUUAAACCUGAUUGAACGUUUUAAAAAUAUUUUAAUGGUUAUGGCAAGUGGCCAAGAUAUUGAUACAAAUUCAUUUGAUGAGUAUGGUAUACAAACAGCUAAACUUUUCGUUUCCUUACAUCCCUGGUUUUAUAUGCCAUCCAGCUUACAUAAAAUAUUAAUACACGGUGCUGAUGUUAUUCGUUAUGCAGUUUUACCAAUAGGAUAUUUAUCAGAGGAAGCUCAAGAAUCUCGAAAUAAAGAUUUCAAAAUGUACAGAAGACACCACACAAGAAAAAAUUCAAGAAUAAACACAAACAAAGACCUCUUACAUGUGUUAUUAAUAUCAUCUGACCCAUUAAUAUCGACCAUAAGAUUACUUCCAAAAAAAAAAAUUACAAGACUUAUCAAAUUAAGCUAAAUCGUUAUUAAAUGUAAUGCAGUUAGACGAAACAAAUUUGAACAGUGAUUGUGAUAGUG
Molecule: messenger RNA, 752 nt
Organism: Sipha flava (yellow sugarcane aphid)
Lineage: Eukaryota; Metazoa; Arthropoda; Insecta; Hemiptera; Aphididae
Exons: 3
Coding region: 181-693 (170 amino acids)
Source: RefSeq, a predicted model, not a curated record